CCAUCUCAAACAAGCUUAAACGCACUACUACUUCUUGAGCCUUUUCCACUCCACAAAACAAAAUGGCUCCAAGAACCUCCCUUGCACUCUUCCUUUCUCUCAACCUCCUCUUCUUCACUUUCACCUCUGCGACCACAGGUACUUGUCCUAGAGACGCCCUCAAGAUCGGUGUUUGCGUCAGUGUGCUCAACAUAGUGGACCUAACAUUGGGAAACCCACCCGUACAGCCAUGCUGCUCUCUCAUCCAAGGCUUAGCUGACCUUGAGGCUGCUGUCUGCCUUUGCACUGCUCUCAAGGCUAGCGUUCUUGGAAUCAACCUUAACCUUCCCAUCAACCUCAGCGUUCUCCUCAAUGUUUGCGGUAGAAAAGCUCCAACCAACUUCCAGUGCGCUUAAGUUAAAAAUGAAGUUAUGGCA
Molecule: messenger RNA, 416 nt
Organism: Capsella rubella
Lineage: Eukaryota; Viridiplantae; Streptophyta; Magnoliopsida; Brassicales; Brassicaceae
Product: putative lipid-binding protein AIR1
Exons: 1
Coding region: 63-395 (110 amino acids)
Source: RefSeq, a predicted model, not a curated record